Messenger RNA from Leucoraja erinaceus (little skate), 9156 nucleotides. RefSeq names its product potassium voltage-gated channel subfamily KQT member 5-like. NCBI's taxonomy places the organism in Eukaryota, Metazoa, Chordata, Chondrichthyes, Rajiformes, Rajidae. Gene Ontology annotation, biological process: potassium ion transport; transmembrane transport. The transcript has 13 exons. Gene Ontology annotation, molecular function: voltage-gated potassium channel activity. Bases 710 to 3313 code for a protein of 867 amino acids. The record is from RefSeq and is a predicted model, not a curated record. Gene Ontology annotation, cellular component: membrane.
AAAUCCUCUAGGCUCUCGCUGUAAGCACAACCCUCCCGAAGUUGAGUAUACCCGAGGGGGUACGCCUCGGGAAUCACAACAAGCGGCAGGCUUUUCCAGGGAGGUGCGCUGCUGCUUCGGGCAGCUGAAGCCAGCCCUGUGCGUGUGGCGUGUGUGUCAUGUGUAGUGAGGUGUGAGUGUGUGUGUGUGUGAGGCAACAGCGGUUGCGGGAUUCGUGCGGUGCUAUCAAUCACUCGCUUCUCCAGGCGGGAGUCUCCGGCUGAUCCCGUAGGAUCGGGGCGAGGUGGGGAAGGAGAGGGAAUUUGUUUGAAAGAACUUCAUCACCCUCCCCUCCUUCUCGGGUUUCUGUCAGCUGCCGCGCCAGGACACUGGAGGCUGUGGAUCCGCUCAGCGCUGGCACAACCCAGGGAAGGACAGGCUUGGCACCAGCACAUAUUCGACCCGCUCCUGCUUCACACCGCACCGCUCCGCAAAGCCAGCGAGCGCCUCCUGCCACCCAUCUUUAACCUUUGCAGCCCCGGAGUUCCUUCCAGCGCUUUGGAGCGGAUAAGACCCCUCCCGCUAACGGGAGCAGUAGGAGGAGGCGGCAAAGACAGAGAGACCUCGGUGUUAAUCCAGAGAACAGAGUGGACGGAGCGCAUCCCUUGAUCAACCCCUCCCGGCGGCUCCAUGUCUCCGCUCUGGGCACCUUCCCCGGGUGUCUGAUGCGAUGCCCCGCAAACACAGCGACGGGAGCAGAGUGUGGAGGGAGAGCCCCAGGGGAAGGGGCGACGGAGAGGGGCUCCGGCUGCAGGCGGUGGGUACUAGCGACGUGGAGAGCGGCUUGAAGCCCGGCGCCGAGCAGUGCGGGGGCCGAGACGGGACUCUGCUGCUGCCAGAGGUACGGAGGGCGCCCCAACAACACGGAGACCGCCUGGGUCUGUUCACCAAGCCCCUGGACCGCCGCUCCCGCACCGCCCGCAGCAACGCUCGCUACCGGAGGCUGCAAAACCUGCUCUACAACGUCCUGGAGAGACCCAGGACCUGGGCGUUCACCUACCACGGGUUCGUGUUCCUCCUGGUCUUUGGCUGCUUGGUUCUGUCAGUGCUCUCUACAAUCCCGGAGCACGCCACACUUGCUUCGCACUGUCUCUUCAUCCUGGAAUUCGUGAUGAUCGUGGUGUUUGGGCUGGAGUUCAUCGUGCGAGUGUGGGCCGCGGGCUGCUGCUGUCGUUACCGCGGGUGGAUGGGACGCGCCCGCUUUGUUCGCAAGCCGUUCUGUGUCAUCGAUAUCCUGGUUCUGAUCGCCUCCGUCGCCGUCAUUGCUGCCGGCACACAGCAGAACAUCUUUGCCACGUCCGCCCUCCGAAGUCUCCGCUUCCUGCAGAUUCUCCGCAUGGUGCGUAUGGACCGUCGAGGAGGCACCUGGAAGCUGCUGGGCUCCGUGGUGUAUGCGCACAGUAAGGAGCUGAUCACGGCCUGGUACAUCGGCUUCCUGGUGCUCAUCUUCUCCUCGUUCCUCGUCUACUUGGUAGAGAAGGAUUCCAAUGUGCAGUUUGCCACGUAUGCAGAUGCUUUGUGGUGGGGCACGAUUACACUGACGACCAUUGGAUAUGGGGACAAGACUCCCACCACCUGGUUGGGGAGGCUGCUGUCGGCAGGAUUUGCCCUCCUUGGGAUCUCAUUCUUCGCACUUCCAGCGGGCAUUCUUGGCUCGGGGUUUGCCUUAAAAGUUCAAGAACAACACCGGCAGAAACAUUUUGAGAAGAGGAGGCAUCCUGCUGCAAGCCUCAUCCAGGCUGCUUGGCGGUUUUACUCCACCGACGGGAGUCGGACUUACCUGGGGGCCACCUGGCGAUUCUAUGAGAGUAUCCUACAGUCUCUUUCCCAUCUCUCAAUGUUUAGCCACAAAUUAAGUUUUAAGGAUCGGGUGCGAAUGGCCAGCCCCAGGGGUCAAGGGGUGAAAGGUAGGCAAGCCUCGCUAAGUGCCGAGCGCCCGUCACCUGGCAACGACCUCGCCGCAGAGACCAGUCCCACCAAGAUGCAGAAGAGCUGGAGUUUCAAUGACCGGACUCGACUGCAACCUUCACUGCGAUGUAAGGCCGGUCAGGCCCGCGGCACAACAGACGAUGCUGUCAUGGCUCCAGAUGAAGGCUUUGAUGAAAGGGGAGGUCACGCUGAGCUCUCAGUGAAGGAGCUUACACCCGUCUUCAAGACUGUAAUUAGGGCCAUCAGGUUUAUGAAGUUCCACGUUGCAAAAAAAAAGUUCAAAGAGACUCUACGGCCAUACGAUGUGAAGGAUGUGAUUGAGCAAUAUUCGUCUGGACAUUUGGACAUGCUCGGUAGGAUUAAGAGUCUGCAGACACGCGUUGACCAUAUUCUUGGGAAAGGACAAAUCACAACGGAAAAGAGGUCUCGUGAUAAAGGACCCGCAGACAAUGAUGUCACUGUUGAUCUUAGCAUGAUGGGACGGGUGGUAAAAGUUGAAAAGCAGGUACAGUCCAUUGAGUCAAAGCUGGAUGUGCUCUUGGAAGUCUACAGGCAGCGUCUAUGGAAAGGCUCCAUCUCAGCGUUGACUCUUGCCUCUCUGCAGAGCCCUACACUUGACCUCGAUCAAACGUCUGAUUAUCAAAGCCCUGUAGAUGGGCUCUGUUCAGCACGGCCCAGCAACUGCACGUCAAGAUCUACAAGUGCCAGGGGACUGCAGCUCAUCCUCACACCAAAUGACCCAAGUGCUCCCUCUUAUGGCAAUGUUAGCCCGGUCGUGCAUGCUCACCUUACUCCUGGUAACAAGACUGACGGGCCUGCAGAAAAGCCAAUAGUUCCAUCUGCCAAGGCAGGAGAGACCUCUCGGCAGUUACCACCCUUCCAGAAUGGCAGUAGGGUAGCUCCCCUCCAGAUUAUUCCAGUCACUUCACACAGGGUUGAUUCUUACGUCACCACAUGCCUUGUCGCUGGCCAAACGGCAGAAGUUAAUUACACUCAGGAGACGCCGUGGAGGAGGUGCCAGAGUGUAGAAAGCGACUCCUUGGUCACAGUUUGUUCAGUGACGGACAGACCUUUAGAACACUCGCUAUCAGUGCAAAAUCUGAUCCAGCCAACGCAAGGACUGAUGGUGCCAUUCAUGGGCAGGAACCCCAAGAGUGCCAAGGUGCGACAAGAGCACUACCCCAAAUGGACAGAAUCACAAUUCCUGGUCGGGGAUGAGACCAGCCCAGAGGCGUUCGACACCACAAACUCAACAAAGGAUGGCAUUCCCAGAACAUCUCAACUCAUCGAUCAAACUGAAAAUCCUGUACGAUCCUUGAGCAUGUCUCCUGUUCACUUAAAAUGAGAACAAAAGAAGCUUCCUUUUCACGUGUUACUUGAAAAUGCAGCUUUCUCUGAAGUCUCUGAAAAUGGGAUGUCACUUGGACGCUCGGAGACACAAAAAAAAGUGCAGAUGCUGGAAUCUCGAGAUGAACACAAAAUGCUAGAGUAACUCAGCGGGUCAGGUAGCAUCUGUGGAGGGAAUCGACAGACGACGUUGAGGGUCAGGACCCAUCUCCAGAGAGUCACUUGGACAUACUGGCGACAUACUGAACAAAUUAAAAAGGCACUUGUAGGUUCCGUACUGGUCUAGUUGCAUGAAUGAAUGCAUGCUAAAUUGUAAAUGAGAUUGUUUUAAAGUAUUGUGGGAGCAGCUUGUUUCUUUGAUAUACCAGGAAUUAUUUUUGUAUCAAAUGUGCACACAGACAAUUUGAUGUUGUACCAGAGAACAGUCCCGGGAUCUGGACUGAUUAAGACUACUUUUAUUUACAGGAUAGUUGCACUUUCCAACUUCUGUACUGUUUAUGAAACCCUGUUACGUUCUUUUAUCCAGGCAAUGCCCCCUGUUUACACCAGAAGUAUUUUUUCUGAUUAAUGUGAGGUACAAGGUAUAGACCCUCAUUCUGUUUGAAAAUUGUUUGUAAAAUAUUCAACGUUACUUUGAAAGUUAAUUGCUGAAUAUUUUAUUGAACUUUUUAUUUUAAGGUUAAGUGUUCAGCUCAGGUUGUUCUAAGAACCUUUUCGGUGUGGAGAGAAGUGUGUGAACAAUCAAGGAGGCAGAUGGGGGGGAUGGAGUACCAGAGCUAGAAGUCAGUAUGGUCUUCAACUGUGAACAUACUGUAACCUGUAAGAUGUUAUAAAUGAUGUGGCUUCCUUUGAAGCAUAUCCAGCCUUGGGCAAACUCUUUUCCAUUAGAAUAAGAUAUUCAUGUCUCUCUAAAAAAAAAAGACUUACUGUAGAAUGCUUUGUAUAUCAUUUUCGUAAUGUAUGUAUAAGAGAUGCUGAUAUUUGUACUGAUUAGAUAUAUAAUACCGUUUGAACAGCAACCUGGCUGGUAGAUCCAGAUGCUGCUUUGAAGCACAAUUUGUUGAGCAAUCGAUCAUAUAAUAGAAACAUAGAACCUUACAGCACAACAAGAGGCUUUUCAGCUAAUUGUGCCUUUGCUGUCUCUUUGAAAGAGCCAUGCAUGUGAUUCAAACCCUGUCUCUUCACGAGCUAUGAAAAUGAUUUUCUUUCAAUUAUUUAUAUAAAUUCCUCACACAAACCUCCACCAUCCUUUCAGUCGAGUGCAUUCCCAGCAACCGAUUUUUCUAAUUUAUUUGAUUACAUUUUCUAUUUAUUUACCAAUUAUCUUUGACUUACUAAUGAAAUCCGUUUCUCCCAUCAACGGCCAUCAUCCUCAGUAUUUUGAACAUUACUGUUCAUUCAUAGAGUCAUACAGUGUGGGAACAGGUCCUUUUGCCCAACUUGCCCACACUGCCCAACAUGCCCCAUAUACACUAGCCCCACCUGCGUGAGUUUGGCCCAUAUCCCUCUAAACCUGUCCUAUCCAUGUACCUGUCUAAAUGUUUCUUUACAUUUAAGUCACUCCUCACCCUUAUCUGUGUUAAGAAAAAACUGUCCAGAAGCUGAUAAACACGCUCUAAAGUUGUAUCAAUGUUUUGCAUUCUUUCUACACAAGACAUGAACGUCCCAUAUCCCUGGUACCAAUCAAGUAAACCUCCUCAGAAUUUUCUCCAGAGUUUUGGCAUCCUCCCUACAGCAUAGGACCUAGAAAGCCCUAAACAGUGAUUUAUAAAGAUUCUGUUUAGCUCUCCUGCUGCAUUUAUACUUAUGCCUUAUUUAUAAGCAUAGAAUUUCAUGCUUAUCAUAAGCAGUUUUUUUUUAACUUGAAUUUGCUAUCUUAAAAUAUUAAUAUUGUGAAACCACAGGUAUGUAAACUUGCGCUUGCCCAUAGAAAUUGUACCAUUCAAUUUAUUUUAUUGCUCCUCAACACCUUGCACUAUAUAUUUAAUUUUAAAUGUCACAUGUCUGCCCAUUUCAUUGAUCUGCCUAUGUUAUCCUGAUUUGCUACUUGCAUGACUACACACUACUUUUAACUACAGUAAACAUUGAAAUGUGCCCUUGGUGCUCAUCUUUAGAGAAGGAUACUGCAUUCUUCAACCACAUCUGAAAAUUAACCCACACCAUUAAUCUCUUCUUUCUGUCCCAUCAUGUCAGUUUUAUAUCCUUGUCCAGUUCAUUCCAUUUACUACCAAACCUAUUGUGUUGCACUUUACCAAAUGCCUUUUGGACGUCUGUAUAAAAACCAAACUGCAUACGUAAAUCAAAGUCCAUGAACAUGGUUCCAUGUGCUUUCUCCACUUCAUCAUUGCAGAGUUCUGUCAACGUAGAUCUGAUUUACUUUCAGCCAAUGUAUGCUGAUCUUCAUUUAGUGACCCAUGUGUUUCUAGCGAGGAAGUAAUUUGGUGUCACCCAUUAUCUCUGGAAACUGAGAUUAGGUAUGACUGGCCUGUUGAGACUGCAUUUAUUGAAAAAGGGUACUCCAAUUAUCUUGUAAGAAGAAUUUCAAAUCUUUGCCCCCCAAAUGUAACUUAGAAUGCUUCCCGAUGAGUUUUUCUUAUUAUAAUAUUUUCAAAUUUAUACAUUUUUCACACAAAGAGAGUGGUGAAUCUCUGGAAUUCUCUGCCACAGAAGGUAGUUGAGGCCAGUCCAUUGGCUAUAUUUAAGAGGGAGUUAGAUAUGGCCCUUGUGGCUAAAGGGAUCAGGGGGUAUGGAGAGAAGGCAGGUACAGGAUACUGAGUAAAAUGAUCAGCCAUGAUCAUAUUGAAUGGCGGUGCAGGCUCGAAGGGCCGAAUGGCCUACUGCUGCACCUAAUUUCUAUGUUUCUAUGUUUCUAUACAUAUUUCCUAUUUUUCUACUUUCAUUGUAUCCAAUUUGUCCAACUCUUGUUCGCUGUGACAUUAGUAGCAUCCUUUCCUCUCGCAGCUAAGUCACGAUCUAAUGAAUAUUUUCACACUGUCCCUAAUCAGCCCCUCGAAUCAUUUGGCUACCCUCCUACCAUUUGUUGUAUGUUAAUGAAAAACCUACUUAUUCCUUUAUACUUCAGUUCAUACUCCUCAUCUUGGUCCCCAUGUUACCUUUUCCAGUUCUUUUCAAUCUGACCCUGAUACACUUAUUUUCUACAAUUUCAUUUUAAGCUUUAUAUAUUUAAUCACUCAUAACAUCUCUGGAGAACUUCGAUAGGUGACGUUUUGGGUCGGUGCCCUUCUUCAGACUGAUCCUAAGUUCUAGUUUAAGUUAGCUGUAUUUUUCUUCUAGUCGACUCUCUCCCCUCUUUGAAGACAUUCCGUGAAAUACUUAUUGUUUUGUGGGUUAACUUUUGAUUCCAUCCACAGGAACUAGUUCCCAUUUCAAUGCACUAAAGUUUACCCUUUCCUCGUCUUCUUUUGGUAACUGCAAAGCAGAUCAUAGUCCAAAUCAGACAUCCAGGCCAGGGUUUCAGGCCAGGAUUUCAGGUUUAGGCACACUUUCUCUUGAGUGGACUGUACUGUUAAUUGGAUUCACUGUCUGCUUAGAAGCUGCGUAAUGCAGAUACUGUGGAGAAGGUGGCUGUGUCCGCCAUGAUCAGUUCUGAAAUAGUUGUGGAUUUUAUAGCUUUUUCAGAGGAAAGGCCAAUAGUUUAGGCUGUACUGUGAGAUUCCUAGUGGGAACUCCAUGUAACAUAUAGCAAUUCCUGUAAGCAUUAUGCCCGCAGACAUCAAAAUCCAAGUGGAAAUCACAGGGGGGACACCUGUGAAUAACAGAAUUAGCCUUCUGGGUUUGCGUUGAGUUGCUUUGGUGGUAGGUUAGUCAGAUGACAUUGAUCAACGUCUACUGAUGUGUUAUCCAUGGUAUCCUUUGAGCUUGCUAUUCGUUCUGUUGUCUACAGAGCAGUGUUCUCAUCACCACCUCAUAACAACUGAAAUUCCAUUAAUCAUUGAGAUGUCUGACACAUUGGCAUCAGGUGAGAUGCAGUGGUGUCUGAUUGUCAUCUAUAGUGGCGUUUAAUCAUACAGACCGAUACUUGUCUGCUGGUUCAGUGUUUUCCACAAGAAUUCUAAUCUUUAACAUCUGACUGAGCUCAAAGACUCCAGCAUUGUGAUAGCUAUAUAUUAAAGUCUUCCUUUAUUCCCUUCAAUCUCACUACACCCAUGUCGGUAUUGUUUUGUAAAUUCUGACAAAUUUGUUAAAGGCAUUAAUAGUUUGCAUGAUCCAAUUCAUGUUGGUAUCUGUUGACUUUGGAAGGUUUGCCCAUUAUUAUUUAGGAUCUGGAUCAAAUAAUCUCUAAAUGGUCCAAAUAUUUCAAUUGACAAUUUGUGGUUUUGAUUGCUUUCUUUGAAGUACAUAGAUCUGGGUUAUAUUUUGUUUGUCCUUGGUAUCAAAAAGAAGGAAUUACAUUUUUAGGGAAGUCCUCUGCACAAUUGCUUCUCCAUGAUAGCUGACAUUUUCUCAUCACAAAAUUGAGUGACAGUCAUUGCAAUCUCCAAAACGGUAGGAAUGGUGUUGACUAAAAGAGAGUGGAGGGUCUUUGUUGUAUUGGACGUUUGUAGAAAUCAGUGAGCAUCUCUCCCAAGCAUACUGUGGUAAUGGAAUGUUACAAAACUGCUGAGCAUGUGUUUGAUGCAGUUUUCUAUACCUUGUAUAAGAUGGUGCCCUGAGUCAUAUUUCAUAUAGUUACUAAAACCAAUUCAGUCAAGAAACAAUAACUCAUCCCUGUUUGUCAAACUGGUGAACCUAUUCUGAAUCUGAUCUUUCAGAACCUGGAGGUCAACAUUGUGUUUCUUCGGUAAACUUUCAGAAUAUUCACAUUUAGAACAUAAAACCCAUUUUAAGGUUGCGGUAUAUUAUGAUGGGAGGACCGCUUCCUGAUUUGACCUGGUGCCCAAUCUCACCAUGAGAACAAUGUGAUGAUGUCCUUUGCAAUGACAAAUACCCCAGGAUCUAAGAUCAAAGGUCACUUAGAGGCUCCUCCUUUAAAUUAUUCUAAUGCUUGAUCAUUCCUUUUCCUUUUCCAUGUCUGAACUGCAUGAUACUGAGAUCGCUAUUUCUCAAAUAUGUCCCCUGCAGAAAUAUCCCCCGCUGGCCCAUCUUAAGAACAUUCUGUAUUGUUGGCUUCUCUCUUGGAUUGUAAACACAGCGGCCAUGAAAGAUCUCCUAAAAACAUUCCAUGAACCUCUUCACUUACCCUAUUGAUUUUUCCUGUUCGUUGGAAGAGAAAUCCUCCAUUAUCACUAUUUUGUUACUUUAAAGUAUUUAUGCACAAUAUAAAUCAUCUAAGACCUUAGCUCACUGCUCAGUCUGCUUCAGUCUCUCGGUGCCAAGAUGGCUAAGCGAAAAAUAAAUUUAUUGAAUAUCUCAGAACUAUUACUUUAUCUGACGUAUGCAGAAAAUUGAAAGUAAUUGCUCAAAGUUUAAAAACUGCAACAAUAGAGUUUACAUUUUCACUCAUUAAAAACAGUCUGUAAAUUUUAUGAGAUGUACAAUACAUAAAGGAAUAACAUAUUUUGCAGCGGUUGAUUCCUUUUAUUUCACACAUCUGUGGUGCCUUUCUUGUUUGAUCUAAUAUUGAAACUCCCAAGUGUAAGGAGGACCUCUGGCAGACACUGAGGUUCUUUCACCAUCAACUUUAAUUGUGCUAAAUGUCAAUUCAAAUCUUGUUUGAAUUAUGUUUAAUAAAUUGUCUUUAUCAUGUAGAGCUGGGUCAUUUUACUUUAAAUGAUCUGCUUGAGAUGUGAUUUCAGUUUUGUUUAAUUUAUUUUGUUCCACGGCAAGUCAAUUCUAUCUCCAGGAAUAAGGAAAUGUGUUCUUCCAGAAAUAGAAUAAACC